Oryza brachyantha (malo sina) is the source of this 1204-nucleotide messenger RNA. Its product is annotated as calcineurin B-like protein 8. Gene Ontology annotation, molecular function: kinase binding; calcium ion binding. Bases 156 to 797 code for a protein of 213 amino acids. The record is from RefSeq and is a predicted model, not a curated record. Gene Ontology annotation, biological process: calcium-mediated signaling. NCBI's taxonomy places the organism in Eukaryota, Viridiplantae, Streptophyta, Magnoliopsida, Poales, Poaceae. The transcript is spliced from 9 exons.
UGUAUCUGCAAUAAGAUUGCAAGACACUUACAGUACAGGCUGCAAGUCCCUCUUCUACUCAUCAUCCUCCUCUUCUUGAUUUUCAGUAGUGAAGAUUGUAUCUGUAUUUGUUUCUCAGUAAAGACGUUUGUAAACUACAGGAAAAGGUGUGAUACAUGGGCUGUGUAUCAUCAAAGCAGUUCAAACGAGAUGCACAACAUGAGGAUCCUGCUAUUCUGGCCAAAGAGACUACAUUUUCUGUGAGUGAAGUGGAGGCCCUGUAUGAGCUGUUCAAGAAGAUAAGCCAUUCAAUAUUCAGAGAUGGGCUCAUUCACAAGGAGGAGUUCCAGCUUGCUCUCUUCAGGAACAGCAACAAGAAGAACCUAUUCGCCAAUCGGAUAUUUGAUCUCUUUGAUCUGAAGCGCACCGGCGUUAUCGAUUUCGGGGAGUUUGUUCGAUCCCUCAGCAUUUUUCACCCGGAAACGCCUAUGGGAGACAAGAUUGCCUUUGCAUUUAGGUUGUAUGACCUGAGAGGAACUGGAUGCAUUGAACGUGAAGAGUUGCGCGAAAUGGUGCUUGCUAUUCUGAAUGAAUCAGAUCUAUUCCUGUCUGAAGAAUCAGUAGAGCAAAUUGUGGAUCAGACUUUCAAGCAAGCAGAUUUGAACGAUGAUGGGAAGAUCGACCCUGAUGAAUGGAAGGCGUUUGCGAAUAAGAACCCGGCAUUGCUGAAGAACAUGACCCUUCCAUACCUAAAGGACAUAACCAUGGUAUUCCCCAGUUUUGUUCUGCACUCUGAAGUUUGUGAGGAAGAGUUGUAGCAUCCAUGGUGCACUCCAUGCUCUUAUUUAUAUUUCUCACCAAGGAGCAUGGGAAAACCAUGGGAACAGAGCUAGCUACCUCAGCAUGUAAGCAUUCAGCAUAAGCAGCAGACUCCUCAGGGUUCAGACACAGCAGAGCUGCUGGCUGGAACAGGGGCAAAGUAUGCAGUGACACUGAAGCACUGAAGAACAGCGUGCAGGUUAAGGAUAUUAAUGUUUCAUCUGUUGAUUUGCUGAUCUUCAAGUGUCAUGGACAUAUCUGAGUGAAUGCAGAUGCAUUGCACUCUUAGAUAGGAGCUAUAAAAGACAGUGAUGUAAGGUGGACAUCAUCUUGAGACAGUGUUCGUAGUCUCGUAGAAGUAUUUGUUGCACAUGGAUAACAUAUCUUCUAAACAUUUCUAAGCUAU